Messenger RNA from Ilex paraguariensis (yerba mate), 588 nucleotides. Lineage: Eukaryota; Viridiplantae; Streptophyta; Magnoliopsida; Aquifoliales; Aquifoliaceae. The record is from the annotation of a GenBank genome assembly.
AUGAAGCAUCUAUUGCUCCUUUUCUCCAUUCUCUUCACAAGCCUCAUGUUCAACCACCUCUUGGUGUCCUCACAAUCAUUUUCUGUAACUGAACCCCCCCACAAUAACCCAGACAAUGAGUCCAUAUACAUACUUUCCAAGCAACUAUGCUGGAACUGCAUUGGAGAGUCCUUUCAAUUCCUCUUUGCCCACAAUCUGGUCCGAGCAGCCAAAUUUGAGCUCCCACUGACAUGGGACUUUCAGCUCGAGAGGUACGCAAGGUGGUGGGCCGGGCAACGACAAGCAGAUUGCCGGUUAAUGCAUUCGUUCCCAGAAGAUGAUUUCAAGCUAGGGGAGAAUAUUUACUGGGGAAGCGGCUCCUCGUGGACGCCAGCUGACGCAGUUGGUGCUUGGGCCGGGGAGGAGAAGUAUUAUAGUUAUCAGACAAACAGUUGCGCCGUUGGGCAGCAGUGUGGGCAUUAUACACAGAUUGUGUGGAGGACUACUAGGAGGAUUGGGUGUGCUAGGAUGGUUUGUCGCAGUGGGGAUGUGUUUAUGACUUGUAACUAUGAUCCACCAGGGAAUUAUAUUGGUGAGAGACCAUAUUGA